UCCUGCCGGAAAGCAGCACUCCGCCGCGGCAUUUUACGACGCCAGUGGUGACAGUACCUAGGGACAUCUGGUUUCUUUCCCAGCACCCGGCGAAAACCAACGCAAUGUUCGGUGCGGGGGACGAGGACGACACCGACUUCCUCUCGCCCAGCGGCGGUGCCAGAUUGGCCUCUCUUUUUGGACUGGAUCAGACACCUACUGGCCAUGGAAAUGAAUUCUUCCAGUACACAGCUCCAAAGCAACCUAAGAAAGGCCAAGGAACAGCAGCAACAGGAAAUCAGGCAACACCAAAAACAGCACCAGCCACCACGGGCACUUCUACAGUACUGGUUGCAACAGCAGUCCAUGCAUAUCGAUACAUAAAUGGUCAAUAUGUAAAGCAGGGCAAAUUUGGUGCUGCAGUCCUGGGGAACCACACAGCCAGAGAGUAUAGGAUUCUUCUUUAUAUCAGCCAGCAACAGCCAGUUACUGUUGCUAGGAUUCAUCUGAACUUUGAGUUAAUGGUUCGGCCCAAUAACUAUAGCACCUUUUAUGAUGACCAGAGACAAAACUGGUCCAUCAUGUUUGAAUCAGAAAAGGCUGCAGUGGAGUUCAAUAAACAGGUGUGCAUUGCCAAGUGCAACAGCACUUCUUCCCUGGAUGCAGUGCUCUCACAGGACCUCAUUGUGGCAGAGGGCCCUGCUGUAGAAGUUGGAGAUUCUUUGGAAGUGGCUUAUACCAGCUGGCUCUUUCAGAAUCAUGUGCUGGGCCAGGUUUUCGACUCCACUGCUAACAAAGAUAAGCUGCUUCGCCUGAAAUUAGGUUCAGGAAAAGUCAUCAAGAGCUGGGAGGAUGGAAUGCUGGGCAUGAAAAAAGGAGGGAAGCGGUUGCUUGUCAUCCCUCCAGCCUGUGCUGCUGGCUCUGAAGGGGUAAUAGGCUGGACUCAAUCAACGGACUCAAUCCUGGUGUUCGAGGUGGAGGUUAGACGGGUGAAGUUUGCCCGAGAUUCUGGCUCUGAUGGGCACAGUGUUAGUUCCCAGGAUUCUGCAGCCCCUUCUCCCAUACCUGGUGGUGACGGCCUCUCUGCUGAUCCUUUUAUAUCACCAAGUACAUCGGUGCCUUUCAAAUCAGGGGAGCCAGCUCUUCAUACCAAAUCUAACUCCCUCAGUGAACAGCUUACAAUAAAUACAAGUCCUGAUACAGUCAAGGCCAAGUUGAUAUCUCGGAUGGCUAAAAUGGGCCAGCCCAUGCUGCCCAUCCUUCCACCACAGCUGGAUUCCAAUGAUUCAGAAGUCCAAGAUAUGAAUGCUCUGCGAGGAUCCGGGCAGCCUAUGGGGACUGUGUCCACCCAGCCCUCUCUUCAGCCAGUGCAUCCAGUGUUACCACAGAUGACCUCACAGGCACCUCAGCUGCCUGUUUCUGGGCUCCAACCACCCUCUGCUGCCUUAAUGCAAGUUGCGUCUCUCGAUUCCCACUCUCUUGUGUCUGGAAAUGCUCAGUCCUUUCAGCCCUAUGCAGGUAUGCAAACCUACGCUUACCCACAGGCAUCCGCCGUCACCUCCCAGCUGCAGCCUGUGCGGCCCUUGUACCCAGCACCACUCUCCCAGCCUCCCCAUUUUCAAGGAUCAGGUGACAUGGCUUCAUUUCUCAUGACUGAAGCCCGGCAACAUAACACUGAAAUUCGAAUGGCAGUCAGCAAAGUGGCUGAUAAAAUGGAUCAUCUCAUGACUAAGGUUGAGGAGUUACAGAAACAUAGUGCUGGCAAUUCCAUGGUUAUUCCUAGCAUGUCAGUUACAAUGGAAACAAGCAUGAUUAUGAGCAACAUCCAGCGAAUCAUUCAGGAAAAUGAAAGAUUGAAGCAGGAGGUCCUUGAAAAGAGCAGUCGGAUAGAAGAACAGAAUGACAAGAUUAGUGAACUAAUUGAACGAAAUCAGAGGUAUGUCGAACAGAGUAACCUGAUAAUGGAGAAGAGGAACAAUUCACUCCAGACAGCCACAGAAAACACACAGGCAAGAGUAUUGCAUGCUGAACAAGAGAAGGCCAAGGUGACAGAAGAGUUAGCAGCAGCUACUGCACAGGUCUCUCAUCUGCAGCUGAAAAUUACUGCUCACCAAAAGAAGGAAACAGAGCUACAGAUGCAGCUGACAGAAAACUUGAAGGAGACAGAUCUUCUCAGGGGCCAACUCACCAAACUGCAGGCAAAGCUCUCAGAGCUCCAAGAUACCUCUGAGCAAGUGCAGUCCAAAUUCAAAAGUGAAAAGCAGAGCCGGAGACAGCUGGAACUCAAGGUGACAUCCCUGGAGGAGGAACUGACUGACCUUCGCACUGAGAAGGAGUCCCUGGAAAAGAACCUCUCAGAAAGGAAAAAGAAAUCAGCUCAAGAGCGUUGCCAGGCAGAGGAGGAGAUAGAUGAAAUUCGCAAGUCACACCAGGAGGAAUUAGACAAACUUCGACAGCUCUUGAAAAAGGCUCGGGUGUCCACAGACCAAGCAGCUGCAGAGCAGCUAUCUCUCGUGCAGGCUGAGCUACAGACCCAGUGGGAAGCAAAAUGUGAACAUCUGUUGGCCUCCGCCAAGGAUGAGCACCUGCAGCAGUACCGGGAGGUGUGUGCACAGAGAGAUGCCAACCAGCAGAAGCUGAUACAACUCCAGGAAAAGUGUUUAGCCCUCCAGGCCCAAGUCACAUCUCUCACAGAGCAAAAUAAACAGCACAUCAAAGAAUUGGAGAAGAACAAGUCCCAGAUGUCCGGAGUUGAAGCUGCUGCUACUGACCCCUCAGAGAAGGUCAAAAAGAUCAUGAACCAAGUGUUCCAGUCCUUGCGGGGAGAGUUUGAGUUGGAGGAAUCUUACAGUGGCAGGACCAUUCUGGGAACCAUCAUGAAUACAAUCAAGAUGGUGACUCUUCAGCUGUUAAAUCAGCAGGAGCAAGAGAAGGGAGAGAGCAGCAGUGAAGAAGAAGAAGAGGAAGAAGAAGAAAAAGAAAAAGAAGAGCGACCUCAGAGACCAUCCCAGGAGCAGAGUGUCUCAGCCAAUUUUGGGCUGUCUCAAGCACCCCUGAGUAGGGAGAGGCAGGAGUCUCCCCUGGUACCGGGGCAGGUUGUCGAGGAAACCAUUCCAUUGCCUCCUCAGGUCCUUCCCACUCCCCAGGAUGAUGUACAGAGAAGGAAAGGGGAGCCCUCAGAAGCAAAGGCACACUCAGAGAUAAAAGAUGGUUCCCUCCCACCUGAACUGGCUUUCAUCCCAUCCCACAGAGUCUUGGAGCCCCCGACUUCAAUUCCACCUAAGCCUCCGGGCCCUGUAACUAUGGACUCUGAGUGUGAGGAGACACUUGCUGCCAGCCCAGUGGCAGCUGAGCCCAACAACCCAUUAGAAAAGGUAUGUGUCAGAGAAGUAGCCCCAGAUGGCCCACUGUCAGAAAGCUCCAUGAGACUGUCGUUAACUUCAGACCCUGAGAAGGGGGACCCACUCACCUUAGGGCCUGAAAGCCCAGGAGGAGAGCCUCAGCCUCCAGAGCUCAAUAAAGACAAGGAUGUCACUAGCACCACUGGUUCCUCCGAGGAGCUGUUAAGCCCAGAGGCAGGCUCUACAGCUGCAGGAGCAGCCCUCAAACCCAACCAUCCUUCUCAGCGUUCCAGUCUCUCUGGGGAUGAAGAAGAUGAACUGUUUAAAGGGGCAACUCUGAAAGUUCCAAGGUCCAAAGCACAGCCUGAGGAGGACGAAGACGAGGUGAGCAUGAAGGGACGCCCGCCCCCAACACCCCUUUUUGGAGAUGAUGAUGAUGACGGUGACAUUGACUGGCUGGGAUGAAGACCCAGGAGACUGGUGCACAGGCUUCUCCACCAACCCUUCCCCAAGCAUGAUUUUGCACAGCCAGCCCUGGGUCUAGGUGAGCCACAGGGCGAGGUCAAGGUGAGCAUCCUGAGGACAGUAGUUCAGGUGUCUGAGUUAGCCACUUUCUGAGGCCCCCACCUGACCUGGUGAAGAGGAGUGUGAGCCUGUCUUCAGAAAAGCUGGUGUUUUCAGCAGCCAGUUGAAGGAAGGGCUAGUAGGUUCCCCUGCAGCCAGUGACUUAUAGGAGUCCUAUCCUCUUUCAAGCUUUUUAUUCUCUUCAUUAACUCUCAGACUGACUUGGGAGUACUUCUCCAACUGCUUCCUAGGGCUCAACGGUGCCCCAGCGACAAGACCUGUUCCCUGGGCUGGGGUAUCCCUCAUAGAACCAAGGGUAGAUUAUACCAUCUAAAUCCUGGUGCGGUUAACAGCCUUGCCUGCAGUCUUGGGACGUGUCUUUUCUCUGCCUUAAAUCUGAUACAAGAGGUCAAUGAAUAUAUGAAACUAACAAAACUAAAAUAAAUGUCUGCAAUGAAACUUGA
This is a messenger RNA of Galeopterus variegatus (Sunda flying lemur), 4348 nucleotides long. It is a transcript of the gene FKBP15, whose product is annotated as FK506 binding protein 15, 133kDa. Gene Ontology annotation, molecular function: peptidyl-prolyl cis-trans isomerase activity. Gene Ontology annotation, cellular component: growth cone. The record is from RefSeq and is a predicted model, not a curated record. The coding region runs from base 105 to 3785 and encodes 1226 amino acids. Lineage: Eukaryota; Metazoa; Chordata; Mammalia; Dermoptera; Cynocephalidae. The transcript is spliced from 28 exons.